UCGUCUAAGAUAACAGAUUCCAUUAACUUCUGUCACAACUUGUAUGGGCUUUUUCCUGGCUUUAAACGGUUGGAAGCAGAGCGAAGAAGGACCUGCGAAGAGAAGAAAAGAAGGCGCUGCUCGAAAACAAAACAAUUAUAAGAUAUAAAGAUAAACCCUCUUUGGUGGCUGUGGUGAGUUUGAUUUCGGUGAAUUGACUGAUGGGGAAGAAUGAUUUCUUGACACCAAAGGCCAUUGCAAAUAGGAUUAAGGCAAAAGGAUUGCAGAAGCUUAGAUGGUAUUGCCAGAUGUGUCAAAAGCAAUGCAGAGAUGAGAACGGUUUCAAGUGCCACUGCAUGAGCGAAAGCCACCAGCGUCAGAUGCAAAUCUUUGGGCAAAACUCUGAUCGUAUUGUUGAUGGAUAUUCUGAAGAGUUUGAGGAAUCUUUCCUUGAACUCAUGAGACGCAGCCAUCGUUUUAGUCGUGUGGCUGCAACUGUUGUCUAUAAUGAGUACAUCCAUGAUAGACAUCACGUUCAUAUGAAUUCUACUAAGUGGGCUACUUUGACUGAGUUUGUUAAAUAUUUGGGACGGACUGGUAAGUGUAAGGUUGAGGAGACUCCUAAAGGGUGGUUCAUUACCUAUAUUGAUAGAGAUUCCGAGACCCUUUUCAAGGAGAAGAUGAAAAAUAAAAGAAUUAAGUUGGAUAUGGCUGAAGAAGAGAAGCAAGAGAGGGAGAUCAGGAAACAAAUUGAGCUUGCUGCGUCUGAGCAAUUGGAAGCUACAAAAACUGAAUCUAACUUGGCAGAUGACCCAGCUAGGGACUUGAACUUGGAGGCUGGAGUUAAGGUAGGCUUUUCACUUGCUUCAUCCUCAACGUUGUCGAACAAAGAUAACAACACUUCUACUACUACUACUAGUAAAUUGGUUUUUGAAGAGGCUGACAAUAAUAAUAAGAGAAAGAUUAGCAAAGAAAACAAUAAAACUGUUGGAAACUCUGCAUUGGAGGAGUUGAUGAGAGAGGAAGAGAAGGUCAAGGAGAAGAUCAACAGGAAAGAUUAUUGGUUGUGUGAGGGCAUAAUUGUCAAGGUUAUGAGCAAAGCGCUGGCCGAAAAAGGUUAUUAUAAGCAAAAGGGUGUUGUGAGGAAGGUGAUUGAUAAAUAUGUUGGGGAAAUUGAGAUGCUUGAUAACAAACAUGUGCUGAGAGUUGAUCAGGAUGAGCUGGAGACAGUCAUUCCCCAAAUUGGGGGUUUGGUGAGGAUUGUGAAUGGGGCUUAUCGCAGUUCAAAUGCUAGGUUGCUGGGAGUUGAUACUGAUCACUUCUGUGCUAAGGUGAAGAUAGAGAAGGGUAUCUAUGAUGGGAGAGUACUUAAAGCUAUUGACUAUGAGGAUAUAUGUAAACUUGCCUAGUCAGUUUUACUUUGAUGGAAAAGACUUUACUGGAUACUUUGCAAUACAUUUGAAUUUGAUGUUGUGUUUCA
Molecule: messenger RNA, 1459 nt
Organism: Mangifera indica (mango)
Lineage: Eukaryota; Viridiplantae; Streptophyta; Magnoliopsida; Sapindales; Anacardiaceae
Product: KIN17-like protein
Exons: 2
Coding region: 201-1388 (395 amino acids)
Biological process (GO): DNA replication; DNA damage response
Cellular component (GO): nucleus
Molecular function (GO): double-stranded DNA binding
Source: RefSeq, a predicted model, not a curated record